AUGAAAUUGCGUGGCCAGGGCGUGAAGUUGACAUCAGCCCACUUGCAGCACAAUUUGAGGAGUAUUCUAGACGGAAUCAAUUCUCUCGUCACUGAUAUAUCAGAUAAUUCUAUUGCAUCGCAAUCUCUCCACCGAGUCUCUUACUUAACACGCUUACAAGAGGAGCAAAGCAUAAACAAAACUUACGAUAACAUUAUUUCCUUGAACAAGCUUGUCGAAGACCUCACUGUCGAACAAGAAAAAUUACACUUUUAUAAAUUUCUAAUGGAAAGAUCAUUGCCCAACAUUCUCAUUACUGGGAUUCCGGGAUGCGGUAAAACUACACUAGGAACUGAACUCGCUCGUGUUAGUGGUUUGCAUUAUGUCUCGGUCAAUGAUAUUGCAAAAGAAGGUGACUUAUAUGACGGAUAUGAUGACGCAAAUGACUGCCAUGUUCUUGAUGAAGAUCGAGUAGUUGACGAAAUUGAGCCGCUGAUGCAGGAGGGUGGACAGAUUCUUGAUUAUCAUUCCUGUGAUUUCUUCCCCGAACGUUGGUUUGAUGCAGUCUUUGUACUUCGCACUGACAAUCAGAUACUUUACCCGAGACUGAGCUCUCGUGGUUAUAGGGAAAAGAAGAUCCAGGAUUUGAUUCAUUGUGAAAUCGUGCAGGUUGCUCUGGAUGAAGCCCGUGAAUCCUAUGAUACAGAAAUUGUUCAUGAAUUGCAGAGCAAUGUUAUGGACGACCUAAAUGAGAAUGUGAACAGAAUUGUUGCCUGGAUUGAAUUGUGGAAAAAAGAUCAUGAUAAGUAA
This is a messenger RNA of Rodentolepis nana, 789 nucleotides long. NCBI's taxonomy places the organism in Eukaryota, Metazoa, Platyhelminthes, Cestoda, Cyclophyllidea, Hymenolepididae. The record is from the annotation of a GenBank genome assembly.